AUGCGGCGCGGCAGAUUGAUGGGCGUUCUGUGGGCCGUGGCCUUGGCGGCGUUCCUGGCGGCGGCGGCGGCGCAAGGCGGAGGCGGCACUCCGCAGGAGAACACCAACGCCCUGCGACCCGGGCUCACGGUCGAGGGGCAAUGGAGGCAGUGGCUCACCCACAACCUCACCACCACCUACCCCUCGUCGUUCCCCUUCGCCGUCCCCAAGGCGGACGACGACUUCGCCACCGACGUAACGCUCAAGAUCGUCGUAUACUCCCUGAUGGAAUUCCACGAGCUUUCCGGAAAGGUCGAGAUGAACUUGUGGCUCUACGCGAGGUGGACGGACACCAACCUUAAGUGGGACCCAUCGGAGUGGGGGGGCGUCGACAAGAUCAUCAUGCCCCCGUCCAGUAUCUGGACCCCGGACCUGGUGUCGUACAACGGGGCGGAAAGUCCGCUCACGGGCCUGCGCGGCGACGCCGAAGUCCUCUCGGAGCAGCUCUACGUCAUCGUGACGUCGGACGGCCAGUGCCACUGGUCGCGGCCGGGCGUUGUGGCCUUCUCGUGCAGCGCGGAGGGUCAGAACCGGAACGGAGGGCGUCCGUUCCGCGGCCCCGGCUGCAACCUGUACGACGAGGACACCAAGACGUACGUCGCGGACAACGACGGCGAGGGCGCGUCCACGUGCGACCAGCGCUGGCCCGCGCGCAUCUCGCUGCGGCGGUUCCCGUUCGACAAGCAGCUAUGCGAGCUCAAGAUCGGCGCGUGGAGCCGCGACGGCGACCUCGUCAACGUGGAGCCCGAGGCCAGCACCUCCGGCGGCCCCGACGGCAUUGAGAUCUUCGAGGGCGAGGACGGGUCGUCGCCGCUGACCAGCAACAACCAGUUCGAGCUCAAGAUCGCGGGGGCAUCGCGGGUCUCAGAGGUCUACAGCACGUUCCCCGACGCGUCGUGGCCUGCGGUGCACUUCUACUUCGAGGUGUCCCGGUACUCGCUGGACUACAUCGUCAACCUCAUCGUGCCCGUGUCGUGCGCGGUGCUCUUCGCGUUCCUGACCUUCGCCAUCUCGCCCGACGCCGUCGGCGAGCGCGUCGGCAUCUCCAUGACCGCCGUCCUCACCGUGUUCGCCAUCAUGUUCAUCUCCGCGGCCGAGCUCCCGAAGACCGACGAGCUGACGACGCUGUCCGCGUUCUACCUCAUCUCGAUCGUCUUCACGCUCAUCCCGGGCCUCUGCGCGACGCUCGUCGGGUACGUCCUCGACUACGAGGCCUUCCGCCGCGAGCGGCACGAGCGGCGCCUGCGCACACCCGCGCUGCUCGCGGAACUGAUGCUCGAGACCGGCGUCCUGCGGCAGGAGGAGGCCGACACCGACGCGGGGCAGGAGGAGCAGCGCAUGCGCAACUUCAUCCAGCUGACAAAGGCCAUGACGCUGCAGAUCUCUCACCAGCACGUGGAGGACAAGAUGGAAACGCACGUGUCGAUGCACCCGGGCAAAGCGAAGCACAACGCGCGGCCGGCGGCCGUGCACCCGAAGACGGACGACCUCGGCGCGUCCGGGUCCUCCGGCGAGGGCGACGUGCACCAGCGCCGGCUGCAGUCGGCGUCGACGAUGGAGCAGGUGGUCAAGGUGAUUCGGCGGCCGAUGGGGCUGAAGCCGCUGCUGUGGACGUUCCUGGACUACGGGCGGCUGAGCGAGCUGCUCGACAGGACGGCGCGCUUCUUCUGCCUGAUCGGCUUCCCGCUGGCGCUGGUGACGCUCUUCACGCACGGGUCGUUCUUCACCUUCGGCGACAACAACAGCGGCGAGGCGUCCACGCUCGCGGUCGGGCUGACCGUCAUCGUCGUGGAGACCAUCGUCCUCGCGCUCGUGGCCACGGCCGUCUUCAUCCACAGCGCGGCGCGCGUGCGGCAGCAGCUGCUCAACCGCGUCGCGUACAACGAGAACGUCCUCGAGGGCGUGAGGAACCUCAACCGGGACGUGUCCUCGCGGCUCCUCAAGCGCAUCGAGCGGAUCUACGGCGUUCUGGACGAGGACCCCGACUGCCGCUACUUCAAGGACGGCGCGCUGUGGAUCACCGACCUCGAGAAGCUCAUGCGGGGCUCCGCGCUCCCCGCCACCGUCUCGGCGCAGAUCCUGGAACGCGCGAAGCUCUUCGCGGACGAGGAGUACCGCGUGCGGAAGAAGAAGGGCGCGAACUGGGCGCCGCGGUGCCUGCGGAACAACGCCGUGCGCAGCGAGCUCGGGCAUAUGGACGCUAGGCUGGACUUCAUGAGCUUCCUUCUCUCCGUGCUGCCGGUCGCAGGGGCAGCGGGGGGGGUGGUGGGGCCCGAGAAGCAGCAGACGUCGUUCGCCCCGAGGCAGAGGCGCGACCCGCUGCGGCCGGAGCGGUCGCGGUUUAACCGGCACUUCAAGGGCUCGUCUUCGGACGAGGAGUGA
Pedinophyceae sp. YPF-701 is the source of this 2421-nucleotide messenger RNA. Lineage: Eukaryota; Viridiplantae; Chlorophyta; Pedinophyceae. The record is from the annotation of a GenBank genome assembly.